Messenger RNA from Nerophis lumbriciformis (worm pipefish), 3597 nucleotides. The record is from RefSeq and is a predicted model, not a curated record. Lineage: Eukaryota; Metazoa; Chordata; Actinopteri; Syngnathiformes; Syngnathidae.
AUGCGGGGAUUUAUUCAGCGUGAUUCGAGCUGCAGCAGCUGCCUGCCAGUCGCGUUUAUGUAUAGCCUUUGCAGGGUCAAGAUGCAGGUUCGGACAGUGCUGGACGUCAAAGUGGUGGACGUGGAGAAAAGGCGCAGUCCGUCGAAACAUUACGUAUAUCUCAUCAAUGUCACCUACUCUGACAAUACCUCCCACGUCAUCUACAGAAGAUACAGCAAGUUCUUUGACCUACAGAUGCAACUACUUGACAAGUUUCCAAUUGAGGGCGGACAAAAAGAUCCAAAGAAGAGGAUUAUCCCCUUUCUCCCAGGCAAAAUUCUCUUCCGGAGGAGUCAUGUGCGAGACGUGGCCAUGAAGCGACUGCGUUUCAUUGACGACUACUGCAGGGCACUUGUGAGACUCCCCCGACAAAUCUCCCAGAGUGAAGAGGUGCUCCACUUCUUUGAGACAAAAGCUGAGGACCUCAACCCCCCUGUGGAGGACUAUGGCUCCAAGCGCAAGUCCGUAUGGAUGUACGGCAUUACCGACAGCCCGAGGAAAGAGGCGUCAGGGAUUGACAGUUUGGAGCCUAUGAUACUGGAGCAGUAUGUGGCUGUGGCUAACUACGAGAGACAGGAGAACUCUGAGAUUAGCCUCAAGGCUGGUGAGACUGUGGACGUGAUUGAGAAAAGCGAAAGUGGUUGGUGGUUUGUGAGCACAUCAGAGGAGCAAGGCUGGGUACCUGCCACAUACCUCGACUCUCAAAGUGGAACCAGAGACGAUUUGGAUUUAGGCACCUCUAGGACAGGGGAAGUGACUAAAAGACGAAAGGCACAUCUGAAGAGGUUGGAUCGGCGAUGGACACUCGGGGGUAUUGUCAACCGCCAACAGAGCAGAGAAGAGAAAUAUGUAACCAUACUACCAUAUUCCAGUCAAGGGAAGGAUGAAGUUAGCUUUGAGAAAGGAGUCACUGUGGAGGUUAUUCAAAAGAACCUAGAAGGCUGGUGGUACAUCAGGUAUUUAGGGAAAGAAGGAUGGGCCCCGGCCUCCUACUUGAAAAAGCUAAAAGAUGAUUUAUCCCCUCGCAAGAAGACCCUGUCUGGUCCAGUGGAAAUUAUUGGCAACAUCAUGGAGAUCAGCAGUCUUUUACAAAAGAAAUCAGUCAGUGAAAAAGACAUCCAAACAGAUGGCGAGGGUAGCACCACACCGGAACGCCACAUCUCCAAGAAUGAGAUCAGCUUGCCCAUGCCCUUUAGCUCUGAGAUCAACGCUGAGACGGGCAGAAGGCUGAGCGCUGGCCGUGAUACCAACAGCCCGUGUCUGGGAAUAGCCGCGGCAAGCUCUACCAGAAAUGAAGCCAAAGUGAGAGGCGAAUCAUCAUCCCCAGCCGUUGCCAGAGUAGCGCCGCAUAGAGUUGAAAUCGGUUUUGACACCAUCGGGUCACCCAAUCUGAGGCAAAAACCUCCACCAAGGAGAGAGACCAAUUUGGGGUUGCAGUUGCCUAAGCCACCAGAGCCCCCUGCUGUGGAAGCAGAGUAUUACACCAUUGCAGAUUUCCAGUCCUCCAUUUCUGAUGGCAUCAGCUUCCGUGGAGGGCAAAAGGCUGAUGUAAUAGAGAAGAACCCUGGAGGUUGGUGGUAUGUGCAGAUCGGCGAGAUGGAGGGCUGGGCACCAUGUUCCUAUAUCGACAAACGCAAGAAGCCCAACCUCAGCCGUCGAACCAGCACACUGACGAGGCCCAAAGUCCCACCUCCAGCGCCACCUGUGAAAAAGAACGAUUCCGAAGAAGGUCCCCCUCCUACCACAUCCACUCCUAAAAUUACUGACUCUCUUAAAUGUUCUGUGUAUGAGGAACCUGAAUAUGAUGUUCCUGCAAUUGGUUGCGAAGGUGACUCGGAUAUAGAUUUGCUCAAAGAUGAGCAUUCACUAGAAAUUAAGAUUAGCAACAUAGUCAGCAACAAGUACCGCAGUUCCCCACCUUCGAGUAAAGCAUCCCGACCGGUCUGCAAAGAAUCACCAGUUUCCGCUAAUCGAAGGGCGUCAUUUAGAUCUGUUGAAGAAGUUGCUAAAGAGGAAUCAAUUUAUGAAAAUGAUGGCUUUCGCACUAGUAGUGGGAUUGAACGACAAACACCCAAAGUUUCCAGUGAGCCAAAUUCUCCAAAGACCUACCAUUCCUCUACAGUUCCACGGAAACCUUCUGGUUCUUCACCAGUGCCUGGUCACCCCAUAAAGACAAUGACCCCCGAGAUGAAUAGGAGAAGUCAGACUCUCGGUAGACACAGAGACAUUCACUUCCGGUCCCAGGAGAACAGUCCCCAUUCCUCAUCAGAUGAAUCGAAUCGAGGCUCUAAGAAAGGCAUUAACCAGGAUGUGGAGCAGAGAAUAGGUCAGAGCCCCUCCACUAGACCGAAGCCCUCCGUCAGACCAAAACCUCUCCUGACAAAAUCAGAACCUCACAGUCCUGAGAGGAUGGACAUUGGCUCCCUGAGACGCCAGCUGAAACCUACAAGUCACUUACGACACGGAGCCAAGCCGUCUCGCGGAGAAGAUACUGAGGCAGUAUCGAUUCUAACAUCUGAGGAAUCUAUUUCACGCAGUACAUCAGAUAUUUCUUCUGUUUACUCCAAAACUGGCUAUGUCGACUCAGACAUAGAGGGAUUGACCCUCUACCGCUCCCUAGAUGCCUACAAGAAAAUACAAGACUCUGAGAUCAGCUUUCCAGCGGGGGUGGAUGUCGAGGUUCUGGAGAAGCAAGAGAGUGGUUGGUGGUACGUGCGCUGUGGCUCCGAGGAGGGUUGGGCUCCCUCAUACUUUCUGGAACCUGUCAAGCGAAUCAGUGAUACUGCUAGGCGGGAAUCAGAUGGACAAGAUAGCAGUGGUAGUAAGUCCAACAGUCUUGAGAAAAACGAAAAGCAGGUCAUGGCUUUAAAUAACAUCAAUAUUCAGGGUGUGAUGCCGCAGCAACAAGGGUUGAGAAGAAACACUCCGCCAAUCCCGUCCAAGCCUCCCGGUGGCUUCUCUAAGCCAUCUGGGAUGGUUAAUGGAAGUGUGCGGCUGAGGAAUGGGGUACGCCAAGUGGCAGUGAGACCUCAGUCUGUGUUUGUAACAUCGACACAGCCAGCUAAGGAUACUCAUUAUAUGACGGGAUCUCUGAGACGAAACGACUCGCUCGGAAGGAGCGAUCACUAUGGCUCCGGUUCUGCCACACUCGGUGUCCGUCGAAAUGCCUCAUUCAGCACAGUGCGUCCACACGUGGUGGUGGAAAGUCAGACGAGACCAGCCGAGCGCCCUAACUUGGGUUCCUCUGUGAGUGGAUUCAGCUCAAGCAAUGUCCAGGAUCCCCUUGGCAGAUUUACCCAACGCAAUGGUAUCCCCGUUUCCACGGUCCGUCCCAAACCCAUAGAGAAGAGCCAGCUGAUCAAAAAUAACCUUGGCAGGGAUGUGUACGUGUCCAUUGCCGAUUACCGUGGCGAUGAAGAGACUAUGGGUUUCACCGAGGGCACUUGUCUGGAGGUUUUAGAGAGAAACCCCAAUGGUUGGUGGUACUGCCAGGUACAGGAUAGCUUGCUUCCCCGUAAAGGCUGGGUCCCAUCCAACUACCUUGAGCGGAAAAAAUAA